CACUGUACAGUCACAGACACACACUCAAAUACCUUCACACUCAAAAACACACUUCCCCCAUUCUUGUCCAAACUCCAAAGCUUCUCUCCCCAAUGGAACCACCACCGUUACUCCUCACUCUCCUCCACCUCCUCCUCCUCUCCUCCACCACCCUCUCCGCCACCAACACCACUCACUCCCGCCCCCCAACUCCAUCCCCCAACACCACUCACUCCCUCCCCCCAACUCCAUCCCCCACUUCCUCUCCAACCCCCUCCGCUCCUUCCUCAAAAGGCUCAUCUUCUCUAGACCCCAAACAAGUAAGAGCCCUCCAAUCCCUCAACAUCCCAACUUCCAAAGACCCAUGCACUCAGCUCCACUCCAACACCACCCUCUGCGACGCCGCCAAGCCCUUCCGCCACCUCCUCUCCCUCACCCUCGCCAACUGCUCCGACGACGUCGCUCUGUCCUUCACCGCCCUCAAGUCCCUCUCCACCCUCCAAUCCCUCCACUUCCUCAACUGCCCCAUCGCCCCCAUUCGCUUCCCCGCCGAUCUCGUCGCCUCCCUCCACUCCUUCUCGGCCGUCAGCAGCCUCCGCCACCUCACCGGCGUCUGGCUCUCCCGCCUCCAGAACCUCACCGAUCUAACCGUCUCCAACGUCCAAGUCAAUGCCAGUGGCCCUUUCGUAAUUCUCGGCAACUUGAAGAAGCUCAGGUCCGUCACUAUCUCCCAUGCCAACCUCACCGGUAAUGUUCCCAAACACUUGAAUCUCAACUUGACCCAGAUCGACUUUUCCGGUAAUAAGCUCGAGGGAAGAAUACCCAGUUCCAUUACCAUACUCGAAAACCUCGAAAGCUUGAAUCUUUCCUCCAAUACACUCAAUGGCGAAAUACCCACUUCGUUUGGGGACCUCAUAUCCCUCAGAAAUGUCUCCCUUGCUUCGAAUUUGCUAUCUGGGCCGAUACCCGAGUCGAUUUCAGCCAUUCCCGGCUUGGUUCAUCUUGAUCUGAGCUCGAAUCAGCUCAAUGGCACAAUCCCCAAGUUCCUUUCCGAUAUGAAGGGCUUGAAAUUCUUGAAUCUGGCCAACAAUAACUUCCAGGGGGUCGUUCCUUUCAAUGUGUCAUUCAUUAGUAAGUUGGCUUUGUUCAAGGUUAGUAGGAACAGCAAUUUGUGCUACAACCAUUCGGUUCUUUCGUCGAAAUUGAAGCUCGGCAUUGCUCCCUGUGAUAAACAUGGGCUGCCAAUGUCGCCUCCUCCGGCGAAGGAGGACAGUUCAGCAGCGGAUGACAGCAGUGAUUCGGAUUAUGAUGACAGUGAUGGGGAUGGCGAUUCCCAAAAUCAGGAUCAUCAUCAUGGGCCUAAUAAGGUAGUUCUUGGUGUGGCAAUUGGGCUUUCUUCCCUUGUCUUCCUCAUAGUUUUCUUGAUUCUUCUGUCAAAGUGGUGUGGGUGAAGCUGAGCUAAUCAGGUGAGUUGUUUGUUGUGAUUAAUUUCAUUUCAUUUGUCUAGGAGUUUAGUGAUUAGGCAGUAAAGAUUGAAUUUUGAUUUAAUUUAUUAUACUUGGUGAUGAGGAGGGGGGAAGAGUAGAUGGGAAGGGAGAGUGAUCAUUGAUUUGGAGUGUUCUAUUUUUAUCACUGCUCUGAUGGGGUUGCUAGCUGGAGAAAAAGAGCAGUUGGUUUUUUCCAUUAUUACCUACUUGAACAGUUGAAUGUAUUAUGUCUUUGCCAUCAUUUAUGUUUUUCUUCUUCAACCACAAGCUAGCGUUUACUUUCUGUUUUUUCCUUCCACUUUUUAUCAAUUCAGCUUUCUUUGAGUUUGCUUCUUCUUUGAAAAUGCAGAACAUCAUAAUGAGAUUACUCAAACAAGUCAGAUAGUUCAUUAACUGUUAACUUUGGAUUCAAAUCAUAUUUCCUCUUACAUGUGAGUAAUUGUGAACUUUGGUAUAGUGAGAUACUAAAGUUUUGGUAUAAUUGGUCAAAUCCCAGUUGUCAAGAAGUCAUGAUCUCCUCAGCAAAAGACUCGUGAAAUAAUAAGUUUUAUUUGCAUUAUUUUAGGUAAUUUUUAUUUGCAUUAUUUUAGAUAAAUGGAAAGAAAACCCGAAACAAAAACUUUACAUCAUUUUGUGUUUGAAUUCACGGACAAUUAGAACCAACAAAAAGAAUAUAAGAAGUUAAACAUGGAAUCCUAAAGCAUUCCCCAGCAAACAAAUAGAAGAGAGGUUAAGCAUUCAUAGAGAUAAGUUCAACCAAGUCUCAGAAGCCCA
This is a messenger RNA of Rosa rugosa (rugosa rose), 2240 nucleotides long. Its product is annotated as receptor-like protein 51. Gene Ontology annotation, molecular function: protein binding. NCBI's taxonomy places the organism in Eukaryota, Viridiplantae, Streptophyta, Magnoliopsida, Rosales, Rosaceae. Bases 93 to 1430 code for a protein of 445 amino acids. The transcript has a single exon. The record is from RefSeq and is a predicted model, not a curated record.